AUGGCAGGAGCUCAAGCAGGACUCGCAGUUCUAAACCAGGCGAUAGAAACUGGAACGAAAGGUUGGUGCUCAGUAUAGUGGAAGAUUGCAAAUUAGAUUCCUCGGAGUGUCUUUUUAUAUGGAAGCUUAACACAAUGUUGAUAGUUGCUCGAGUAACACAGUUGCUGUCCGGGAUUUCAUUCCCAUAUAAAUAUCGAAUACUCAUUAAGAUACUGGAUUGACAGGUUCAUUUCAGAUACUGAGUAGAAAUACCGCAACAACAAUGUCAAAUCGCAAAGAUUUCUGGUGGUUGCGGCGAGUCUAAAUAGAUGCCAUUCGAGGCAGGUGGAAUUUUACUAAGGCAACAGAGCAUUCCAUGCCAUUAUGGGGAUGGAGACUCGUAAUAAACAUUUGUUUUAUUUACUCUCGCUUGAUGCUACUUCGAGUUAAAAGGGUAACCUUGUGAGAAAGACUCUUGUUGUUUGAGUUAGUGACCAGGUCAAAUCAGAACAAAAUUGCUGAGAAAGCUUUGGAACGAGGCUCCAAGUUCGAGUUACAGGAGAGCUCGAAAUAGUUAGCUUUGAAAACAGUACUACUCCACAAAGUGAUAUAUCUUGAAUUGCUUUGAACGAAUGAUUGCGGUAUUCUGAAAAGAUAACGUCAAUAUUUUAUUAACUUUUCAAGUUUCUUAUCUACGCAUUUAUUUUUAAUAUUCUUAGCCUUGGACAGUAUCUCUGAUUAUUAUUAUGAAAACGAGGCAAUAAUUGCUUGGUGGAACGACUGGAAGGCAAGAGACCAAAGAGCUCACAUAGAGAAAACCUAUAAUAAUGGUCGCUUCUCCAGAGAAAAACGCACAUUAGGUUUGUUAUUCAGAUCUUAUCCUUAUUUUAUUUAGCUUCAAUGAGGAACUGAUCAUUCUUCGAUGAUUGAUAUUUAUGAAGUUAUUUCUCACGUCACAUAUGCAAUCAUAGCCACUGAUAAACUGUUACAAGUACGACAUUUUAAGUUUAUGAUUUAGUAGCUAGAGAUGGUGUCAGUUAAAGAAAUAUGCAUUAUGAAGAAACGACCGUAAGAAUCAAUCAGGCUCGUUCCUUUUAAUAUUUCCCGACGUAAAGUGUUGCGUCCGAUGUUGAAAAAACUCAUAAUAGCAGGAAGGUAAAAUUGACUUUGCAUUUCACGCUUCUUAAGUUAUCCUUCAUAUAAAGUUGAUUAGUUAUAGGAUCGUUAAGAUUUGUUCAACGACUUCUUUGCUUCGCUUUUACUGAUCAGUUAAAAUAUUUUUUAACCAGGGAUUGUGAAUGGAAGAUGGUAUUGCUGUUUUACACAAGCAGGCUUGAGGGCGAAAGGACAGCCUCUUGAUAAUUAGAGCAACCUGAGACACAGCUCAAAGAAGGCUUAGUUCGAUCUUUGCAUUUAGACGCUGAGAAGUCGACACCUUCAUGUAAUCAAUUUGUGUAAAACAAAAUAAAAAUGUGUCUGAUUUGUUAAAUGAGUUUAUCUCAAUCAGGUAUAAGUCUGACAGCCCUCACACAGAAAAACGAUAAUUAACAGUUACUCCUUACACCCUAAAAUCAGUAUGCACAUUCUCCAUACUGUUCUCGAUACAGUUUCUAAGGUGCUGACAAGGAGAAUUCAUUUAACAAUCAAGAGCUUCUAUAUUUAGUGACCAUCUUCUUUAUACUCAUGACCUUAAUGUGUAAUUCAGGGGUGAUACUGUUAGGAGAAAUUACAUGCUUGUCCCUCUUAUGAGUUAAAGGGUUAACCAUUUCUGUGAAUCACCUUAAACAUUGCCGUUGUCGGCAGCAUAUGAUUGUCACUGUUACUGGUCUUUGGAUUUCCCUUUCAGUCUCUUUCUUUACGUGGGGCAGUGUCUCUGUGUACCCUCAAUUUUUUUCAUUAACCGAGUUUUCGUUCGCAUUCACACUCUAUUAUAACUGAGGUGGUUACGACUUCUGAAAAUUAGGCAAUUAUGAAAUGGAACAAAGCAUUCAAUUGAACGUCUGGCGAGCACGUUGCACCUUAGUGUUCAAUAGCGAUAUUUCUAGUGAGCUUCGGUUUAGUCAGUAAGGUACACGACACUUAACGCUCCGCUUUGAGCAUUGCAAAAAUUACGAAGUCUCCCAGUCAAAACACAUUAUCAAUCAACUGAAAGCGAGGACUGUUUCACUUAUUUUUUCUCUUUUCUUUUUUUUUUUUAAUUUUCAACGGUAGUUAUGUUUGAGAGAAGGGCUUCAUCUUUUGCCCCUACAAAUAAGUUCAUAUUAAUAGCGUAGGGCAUUACUAUACACCACAGAGCAAACAGAAGUGUUGAUUACUCAGAAACUGAAAUGGAAGAAGCCUUCUUUGGUGAAAGUGAUAUAUCUAACAUAGAAAUAUUUGCAUGAUCAUGCAUUGAUUCCCACUUUGUAAUAGCCCAACUUAACUGAAGAUCGAAAUUAACAGCAACAGUCGUGAAAGACCAUAACUGAGAGCAAAAUCAAAGAAACAACUCACCCUACAUAUUUUAAAUUGUGAAAUCAUUAAUUCAAGUUUUAUUACUUCUUCUUUUUCGAUUAACCGCCCCCAGUGUUUACUUCACUGAAACCUGGCCUUUUCGAAUCAACCACUAACCGGCGAUUAUUCGGAAAUAGAGGGUAAAGAUGGCAUAUUUUUUUCCCCUUAAAUUUGUCCAGCCGCAACAAUCUGUCGUGGGGUCUUCCAUGAGAAUUCUUCCAUUUCCUUUGAACAUUUUCAUGUAAUUACCAAAUUAAAGCAGCAGUAUGUCGCAGUAAAGCUGCUCAUAAUUCUAGUUACUUGUUAGCUCGACGGCAAUAAGUCGUCGGGAUCCCGAUCAAAAGCCUGGGCCUCGAUUAACGCUUGCACCCCUUCCCAACCCCCCAUGUUCAUCAAGAGCAGUUUCAUUUGUAUGUGAAGAACCAGCUCAUAGCCGCCUGGAGGACCCAAGUUGAAAGAUGCAAAUGAUAUCCUCCGCAACAGUUGCUGUUCGAAAGAUAUCUAAGACGGGGGCUAGAAGAAUAAAACAUAUCAAAAUGCUAAGAAAACUUAAAUCGACACUCAAAUAGCCACCCUGUAUUUGGAAAUAUCAAAACGUAAAAUUUUUAGCCACAUACGCUUCAGUAGAAAAAUGAUAAUUAUUUCUUACUAACCGAGUUCGAAUCCGAGCGGAAGAAAACGAGGUUCCGUAACUUACAGUGUUGACCGAAAAAGACGAGGUUAGCAAGAUAUUUAUUAUAUUAUAAUGGGUUGAGAUAGAGGAUAAGAUUUCAUUUCAAACAAACUUUUGAAUCAAGGGGGCUGUACAGCAAAACUGAGCUAUAUUAUAGCGCAAGCAUCAACUGAGAGAGGUAUUAAAAUUUUGAGUUAAAUUUGAUGAAGAAAAUUAUCGACAUUUGCAUGGUUGAUCAGACCAUAAUGCAAUCACAUAAACGUUUACGAUAAGACAUGAAGAUUUUCAGGGGCUAUUUUUCAACUGAAGGGAAGUUGUAUUGGUGUGAAAAUUCUAGCAAGUAUUGCAUGUUUUGACCUUUUACAGUCUUGCCAUAGGGCUAAUUUUUUGUUUUGAUGAGUUUUGAAAUUCGACCGCUAUUUUUACAGGGGAACUACUUUGGAUUCCAGCUCUGUGUAACUUUUAAAAUGGAUUGAGUAUGACUAAAAAGCAAUGCCAUAAUUGCACUUGUUUUUGGCAUCUUUAAGGACAAUUUCAGGAGAGAAAGGUCUUCUAUUAAAAUCAUUUUCGUGGUGCGGGCCCCUACAUAACUUCUUUGUUUAUCAUUCUGUUAACUGCCGUUGUGAGAUGUGCGUCUUUAGAACAUAUACGUGUUCCUGUUGAAUAAAUGGUAUCGUACCUUUUAAUUUGGGAGUUAGUUAAUAUUCCUAAAACUGGUUGCCUUGGCAUCAAAUAAAUGCUAAUUUAAGAAAAGUUCUUUUGACGUUGAACCAUCACCCAGGAGCUGGUGCUUACUGACGGGUACGUUACUAAAAUAAAGAAAAAGGAAAGUAACUUAAAUCAAACUAUCAAUAAGCACAGUACUCAGUACACAGUUCUAUUACUUGAUUUACUACGGCAAAACAAACCGAACGGACCAACCGGAAACCUUCAGUGUAAGUAAACUGGCAUGACUUCUUUGUUAUCAUGUUGUAGUGAGGCCUUGCAUUUCAAAUAUCGAUAUGAAUAAGGUAGGUUUAAUUUUUAACAGUUCCUCGAUAAACUUUGGCCUUUAACAAACUCGUUAAAGAUAUUAAUCCUCGAAAAGUUAUUCAGAAUAAUUUGGCAGAGAAACUGGUUAGUUGGUAUAGAAAGUGGUAGGUCAGUGUUUCAUCAAGAGAUACUCCAUGUUAUCGUUUGAUCAAAUUCAUGGAAGUGUAUGAAACAAAACCAUGCUACCUUUCAAGCUCUCUUUGGAAUGGAUUGGAAUAAGGAUUUUAUUUGCUUCUUGAAAAAGAACAAGGCAAUUUUAUAACCAUUUAAACAAAAAUUUACAUGGCCACAAGCGAGAAAUACAAAUGUUUGAAACACAUUUGAGGGUAGAGCAUAAAUUAUUUUCCAUAAUAAAGCACAAAAUCUUUCCUAUCGGAAUACUCUCGUACUUUUACUGUCCUUACAACAAGAAAGCAUGAAUAUUCCAAGAGGUUGAUUGUGUUAUAUACAUAAAGACUAAAAUAUCGACCAUGCCUUCGAUUUUUCGAUCUAUCUAUGUCACCAACAAUGAACUCGAGCACCUCAUUUUACUUUUUAUUUACCUUAUUGUGUCAAGUUAAAGCUAAUCUCGUUUUUAUGGAAAUAGAUGAGAGAAAUAAAGAAAGAUGUCUUAAACGGCGUCGUCUCGUGCGUUGGGCGAAAGGAGAAAAUCUGAGUUAACAAGCGAGUAUUAGAUUAACGUCAAGGAAGAGAAUCUUCAAACAUCCGCUCUAGUUGCCUGGUAUUCCUGAUGAUAGUCUAGAAUCUUUCUUCAAUCUCUUCUAUGUGUACGUGGAAUCAAGUGAUAAAAAUGGACUUUGAUAAAGAUAGCUUGAGAAAGGAAGGACAUAUCUUUAAAAAAAAUUUGAAAGUCAAAUAACUGAUUACACCGACAUCAAGCGAUGUUAAGCUAAUGAAUUAUGCAUUCUGUUUUGCAGAAAAUGUCAGAGAAUCUCGAAGAAUAUGACGAAGGACAAAGCGGUAAGAGAAAUGCGCCUUAGAAUCUUCCUAAUCGUGGUGCAUUGUAGCUACAGCUCAGCAUGUAAAACAGAAUCUUCCUUUGAGCAAAAACUUGUAAGGAAAUUUGUUUGGUGAAGGGUAGUAUAAAUCACGCAACUAAAGCUCCCCUUCUAGGCUUGUUUAGGUCUGUGUAUGACGAAAAAACCUCUCUAACGACAAUAAUGUCAAUAGUGUCAUUUACAGCGUAAACUUGAUAGUAACAUAUUCACACCCUUGUUUGUGCCAAUAUGAGGAGAUGAUAGCCAAAUUUUGCAUCGCAGUAUAAGAGUAACCUUGUUCAAUAAUAGUUAACUCGUGGGGAAUCUUAAACAAAUCCAACCACGUACCAUAUAGUUAACAACAUGGCUUUUCAUUUUUAGGCUCAAAAUACCCGAGUUUGUUGGCAAAAAUAACAAGAACCAAACCCGACCUUUCACGUUUGUCAGAGGGUUCUUUCAGAAGAUUUUUAUCAACUAUGGAUUUGACACUCUUGGGAGCGGGUACAGCAAUUGGUAUUGGUGUAUACAUCAUAAUUCCAAAGCUUGUAAGAGAUAUUGCAGCGCCUGCUGUCAUUUUAUCCGUCAUUGUGACUUCUUUAUCCUUUUUAUUAUCCGGGAUAUGUUACGCCGAGUUCAGCUCAAGGAUUCCAAAGUGUGGCUCAGCCUACGUUUAUUGUUAUGCAGCUCUUGGUGAGAUUUGGGCUUUCAUCGUGGGCUGGACAAUGAUUUUAGAAUAUGUGAUCGUAACAGCAGUAUUAGCAAGAACAUGCAGCGAGUACAUUGAUUACAUAUUCGGAGGAAGGGCUUACCAGUUUUUUAAAGACGAGGUGGCAACUUGGAAUGAUCCUUUUCUGGCUCCAUUUCCAGAUUUUCUUGCAUUCGUUCUACCAAUAGCCGUGACUUGUAUCAUUGCUGUGGGAAUGCGAUGGGCCAUAUUCUUCAACCACACCAUGUUAGCUUUCAGUUCUGCAAUAUUAAUCCUACUUCUUGUCAUCAGUCUUUUUUUUGCAAAACCAGAUAACUGGACACACAAUAAAGCUGUGCCAUAUGGUGCCCAUGACAUUUUGAGAGCCGCUGCUAAGAGCUACUUCACCUUCAUUAGCCUGGAUGCCAUAUCUUCUGCAAGCCAAGAGAUAAAAAGACCAGGGUCAUCGGUUCCCCUAGUUGCAAUCUUAACAGUUACUUUAAUAACAAUAAUGUAUUGCGGAACUACUGUUAUCUUCACCUUGGCAAUACCUUUCGAUGAAAAGAGCGGUUUCGCGCCCCUCGCUAAGAUCUUUCGCGUUAUUCCAGGAGCUGACUAUGCCAUUGCUAUUGGAGCAAUUUCAGCAACAUCACAUGGUUUGAUCUCGUGUUCGCUGGCGGCACCUCGCGUUUUCUGUACUAUGGUUGUUGAUGGCCUUCUGUUUGGCUUUGCUUGUAGUGAUGAAAUAUCCAGUGCCUUGACGACAAUUUCCAUUGUCCAUGGUGUGUUCAGUGGAUGCUUGGCAGCUUUGUUCUCCACAGAACAUUUGGUAUAUUACGGCUAACUUUCUUUAUUAUUGUUUUCGUUGUUGAUAUUAUUUUUCGUUUGCAUGUUUUUCAUUCCACGAAGUGUGUGCUUGCAUACAGAAAUCUUUGCCUCCAAGAAAAUCUCUACAGCUUUGUUUUUUCCUUGAUAGGCAGUUCUUUGACACCCGGCUCUACACAACUAUUUGUGUCAAAAUGACAUCUUUGGACAUAGUUUCUCUGGUUAAAGUAGGCAAUCGUAAGAUACGGUGUGAGUGUAUCAGGGGGCCGCGAUUAUGAGAGUCCUCGCGGUACAGUAAUCAUCCUGCAAGCUCUUGAAUAUAGUGUUAACAACAUGUUUUUUUCUGUCGUAUCAUUUUUGUCAUGUACCUAUCAGAAAAACGUUUAUGAAAUUCCGUCCCAGUCUAGUCUAAUUUCUUACCGGAUAGGGAUUGCUCCUUGUCUGGAUAACAGAUAUAGUUCCUUUUCCCAUGAGUAAUAUUUCGCUUCAACACAGCAACCACGGUAAGCUCACACUUGCAUGGCUCUUGAAGAGUUGUUGUAAAGGUGUCUUGUUAACAGAGAAUAAUCAAAAUAAAGACAAAUUGCUUAAACCUGUCACGGGUGGUAUCAAAAUGAUUCUGGUAUAAUUGAAACACCUCACAGGCCUCAAAAACAGCCCUGGUCCUUUCUGUUGAAUAUCACGUCUUUAUUUUAUUUCACAAACAAUCAUAAUAUAGCUGAAUUACCUAGAAUUUCUGUCUCCGAGCUGGGUGGCACAUUUGAUAUCACUGAACAUCCCAUCAGGUGUUGUAUUCUUUUCAGAUUGAGCUUCUCUCAAUUGGCACCCUCUUGGCUUACACCUUGGUUGCUAUUUCGAUCUUAUUAGCACGUUACCAGCCUGGUGUGGAAAGUCAAGUGUAUGGGAAAGCAGCUAAGCUUGAACGAACAAACGAGUGGCUGAAGUCAAUCACAUUGGAAUCACGAUAUCCACCUCCAUUCUUCGAUCAAUCAGAACUUGAGAAACGUGACAUCCAAAAAAGUAACACUAAAAAAAAGCCUAACACGAUGACACGUGAUAAUGCCACCUUUGCUGUAUUUUUAUUGGUUCUCAGUCUUUCUUGCCUCGCCGCUGUCCUCAUGACUAUGUCAAAUGGCAUCCAAAAGGGGGAGAGCUGGGCAUUCUUUGCUGCUGGCAUGAGUGGAGUUUUUAUAGUUGCUGCUGUUAUAUUCCUAACACGACAGCCUAAGAACCAUGCAGAGUUUCCUAUCAUGGUGCCGUGUUCUCCUUGGCUACCAAUCAUUACCAUUUUUGUUAAUAUCCUUCUGAUCUCCGGGUUGGAUUAUUUGUCUUUUGUACGAUUUGGCGCGUGGCUAAUUCCAGGUAAUAUAAUCUCGAGGACACUUCUUUUUCGAACGUUUUUAUAGUGACUCAUCGCUUUACCGACUUCUUGAGUUUCUCCGAUUUUUAAUAGUCAUCUUCCCAACAAGAAACGAGUACCGAGAAAAUUUAACCCAUAUAUAGCUAGCACGCGACACACGGAGGGGGUUGGACGGAAAAUGUGACGGCUUUAAGCCCCUACUGGUGCAACGAGGGAUUACAAUAAUGAUGAUGAUGAUGAUGAUAUAGCUAUAGGUUGAUGAUGGGAAAGCAAAGAAACAAUUCGAAAAUUACAAAUACAUUUGCAAUCUUUGGGUCGUUCCUGUGCUUUUUUGUGUGGAAAUCAAUGAUAUAAACAAGCAUUGACAUUACUAAAUCUCUAAGACAACAAUUCUUGGCGUCCUAUCCCAUGAUCUGUGAUCUCCAAUGGGACAACAAAACAACAAGGAGAAUGAGCCCAGAACGGAUGGUAGAACCGAUGCCGAUGUUUCGCUGCCUCGCUCUCAACGCUAUGUAUGCUCUACUUAAUGCCCAAACGAAAGUCUGUUCUGCAAUUAUCUAAUGAAACUCCUAUUCUUGGAAAGUAAGAUGGUUACGUUUUUUCUUACAGCUAUAAUUUGUACUAUUCCCUUCAGCAAUUUUUUCUAAGUGAAUAAUUUCAUUUGAUCGUCUAUUUUUUUCCAUGUUACAGGACUGAUUAUCUACACUUUAUAUGGAUACAGACGAAGCAAAGAGGCGCUCAAACCGAAGAAAUCAACCGAGGGUGAUUUUAUUUUGUUCGAAAAUCCUGACGUGGAUGCAAGCUUCAAAUACAUUCAACCAAAAAGAAAACGUGACAAGCAACAAAGCGGGAACUGACGAAUUUGUGGGAAAUUUAAGAGGCGUAUGGGGCGGGUAGGGCGCGUGCGGGCCGGACGUGCAGUGAUAGCUGACCUAAAUCGAAUCUGAUAGACCUCCACAUGCAUGAGUUGAUGUGUGACGAGCUUUGUACAAAGGAAAAAUCACUGUGGGUCGACUGAGCCCCAAAUCCUCCAUUCUAGACGUCUAUCCCGGAGGCGUUGGAAGAAUUACAGGCCCUCUGAUUUGUCUAGGAAACUGGCGCCACACUCUCAGCCAAUCACAUGCAACACAAGUACCAAUCGGGAACCUGUCGCUUGCAUUUUCUCCAACUUGGGGUCUUGAACUCAAACUUCUGAUCGGCCGUUGUAAUUACUUCGAGUAUGGUUUUACGACACUUUCGCUCUAAACAUGAUCUGGCCUCAUUACAUUGCAUUGUCUUCAGUCAAAUGAAGCGCAAUAUUGACUUAACAUUAGCCACAUAAGUGUCGCCAAAUAUCUAAACUUUUAUUCUUUGCAGAGAAAUUACCAACAUUCAAUUUUUCUAAAAGAGGUUCUUUAGACAAGACCCAAGGAUAAUUUUCGAUGUGUCAAAUAUCUAGAUCUUAAUAUUGACGACCAUUUCAACUAGAAACAAAAAACAUUUUUGAAAUUACCGGUAAUAUAUCAGUAAGUGAUAGCAAGCUGUCUAAGCUUAGGGCCCAGUUAUUCCAAGAGCGAAUGACGCUUUCCAACGGAUAAAUCACUAUUAAGUGGAUAAGUGUUAACAAAACGUACUGUGCUAUUCACUGGACAGAGAUUUAUUCAGUGGAUAGCAUUAUCCACCCUUCGAUUAACCUUGACCAGCAUAUUUUUGUCUCUGGCAACAUAUACUAAAAUUAUUUUAUUUCUUAGUAGAUCCCUUUCUUAGCAAUGGCUUAGUUUUCUUUGUAAUACCUUUUCUAAAUAUUCCUUUUAUAUUCCCCCAUAAACGUAGUAAUUUGCAUGAGUUUGUUCCAUCGUUAUCGGGAAUUUUUUUCUCUUUUCUAUUUGUCGCGUAUUUAUUGAAACAGUUUUCAAUCAAGUGUCGAAAAACCAAAACCAAAGUAUCACAGCAACCAAUCAUAACAAAGGUUAAGACCAGCAUUGACCAAUGAGAACCAAGGGAGCAAGAGAAGACUUGAUUCUCUCUCGUGAAAAUGCAGAACAAAAACAGGAAACUUACUUGAAGCGAGGGAAAACGCGAAUGACCAAGUUGAAGUUGGUUUUAGUUUGCAUUUGAUUGGUUGACGUGGUGGCGCGAGUUUCUUAGACCAAUCACAGAGCGAAAUAAAGCAAAAUCACUGCAACCUGGGUAAUGUUAUAAUUUGCUUUAAUUCCAUAACCUCUUUGUUCUUUUUACAGUCUUGAACUUUACUACCCGUGCAUAUUAUAAAUUUUUCUCGAUUGCUUUAACCACUCGGCUAUUAAGACUGUACACUUCCAAGUGCCUUAGAGUGCUAAUUUAAGUUAAUUUUGGUCCCUAAAAUAUUUGUGGAAAAUAAAUAGUAGUUGGCUUUUGUUGGUUACCUGUUGUUGCUGCUACAUUGAUUUUGGAUCUGGGUCGAGAUCUGUUUUCAGUUUGUCUUGAGAAACACGCAGUAUGUCUUCAAACGAUGUUGCAAAUAAAUAGUUAGAGCUGCUGGACCAAAACAUUUUUCUAGGUACAUUGAAAGCUUAUAAUGAAAACGAAAAUUCCAUAUUUCUUUCCAAAUUCGCUUUUUUGGUUAGUUUUCAGUUUUUUUUCUUCAAGUCUUUCAUGUACGAUUGUUAUACCUUGAUAUACCAUGCCCUGCUGGGGCAAAAUUAUCUCAGUAAUAGUAAAGAUUGUCUUAUUAUGAACCAUUUGAUACUUAUGGUAAUUUUUUUUUAAAUUUAUAAACGUAAAUUAAAUGACAUUAAUCCAACAUUAGGAUUUCUUUGGUAGCAAAUAUUAAAGCAGUGUACUAUUCUGAGAAAAAAAUUGUAACCAAAAAUGAUAAACUUUAUAAGCACUACAAAAAAUGGGAAAAACAAAUACCGUAUGCGCAUUGAAGAAAACCGUAUGUUGCUUGUACUGUCUCAGUAUGUCUCUUGUCUCCAUAAUUUUCACUUGCUUAUGUGUACUGACCAGGCUCAUUGCGGCGUCUCUUAGUUUGAAACUAGUCAGUCGUACUAAUAUUAUAUUGGAAUAGUUUGUUCUGAGACGUGUACUGUAAAUUUUGAUUAUUGUAAUUUAUGUACUGUAAGUAGAUUAUGUGUUGUACCAGCUUUUCGUACUAAUUUGUGUUGGUAGAAUGUUAAAAAAAAAAAUACAAAAAAAAAAUUCAUUUCAGCGAUUACUAUUAGUUCCUCAGUUAUUCCAUGAGUGAUAAUAACGGCCAUUCAGUGCAGAUGAAUACGAGAGAGAUAUUUGCAGUAAUGAACACUACUUGAGCAAUACUGAAAAUAAAGUUUUAAAAAAAAUUCAGGCCUGUACAGGAGUUAAGCAACAGACGUCGCCGGCCUCACGACGGCAACCAGAAACGUGAAAUUUCCUUGCAGUCCUCACUGCGCAUGUACAACACGUUGUGGCUUGCCGUUGUCCCAAAGUCGAGAACGCGAGAACGUGGAGCUUCACGUCGCGACGAGAACUUGAAUACUUAAUCUUUUGUUUUGAUCACUUUUAGCUUACUUUCGGGCUAAUUCAGUUUGAAAGCUAGGUAAAACUACAUAAUGAUUGAUUUUAUGUUUGAAAUAAUGUUCUGCAAGCAUUAUUAGGCUUAUUUUUCAAAAUUGUUUUCGCAUGCCAAACUAGCUUCCAACGAUGAGGUUGCUUUCAUUCAACAGAAUAAUUAGUUGUCUUUUCCGAUUUUUUCAGUGUAUAACCGGUAGAUUGUGAUAGCUUGACUUAACACUUAAAUCAUUUUGUAUUUCCUUCCUCCUGGCCUUUCUUUUAAUAUAGAAGCAUAUUAAAUCGACUCAAAUUAAUUUUGUAUUUAGUGUGUUAAUCGCCAUGUUCACAAGCAGACAAAUACGCGCUUCUUGUACACAAGAGAAGAUUGCGUUCUUCGCAAAAGGUUUUUUUUUCCGGCAUUCAAUUGAUGGCAAUUGAUCGCUUGAACAUUACACAUAUAACGUGUAAAACAAUUUCUGUCUUUGAUAGGCCAAGGCAGAACGACUUUUAUAAGCUUAAUAGUUUGUAAUUUUUCACGGUAAUGAUCUCAAAAGGGAUGUGUCGAUCAUUAGAAAAGCUUUAAUAGUAUAAGGCUCGAAUUUGCCGAGUUAUUUUUCAAAUAUAGUUUAACUCGUGGAUGGAGUGGACAGAACAAAAAGAUGUCAUGGAAGUCAGAGAAAUCUUAUCAUGUGAACCCUUUAAAUUCAAAGCUGGCUUCAAAUAGCGAGGUUCGGCAAGGAGCCAAAUAGUGCAAAAUCUGAACACACAUUCAGGAGUCUCAGAGAGCUGUCAGAGAUCGUUAUGUCGUAAAGAAUGGCAAAUUCAUUUGCCUUUGCGACUCUUUUAAUAAAGGAAAUCAAAAGGAAAUAUUGCGUUUCCUUCAAGCUCGAAAAUUACGGGUAUGCACUCGUCAAAAAGACCUUUUGGAAUGAAGUUCACAAAAAAAUCUUUAACGAAAACCAAGGCAAUAAAAACGUUACAUAAUCUCUUGCGAAAAUUAAAUGUCCUGUUUCCUUCGCUUUCCACUGAAAGAAGUCAAACUGCCCAGCAGAGAGAUUCUUACUAUUCAGCACUGUUGCUAUAGUGAUAUUUGCAUGAGAAUGUUGUUCGAGACAUGUUAUGUUAAUAUCAGACAUCUCUUGCUCUACACUUUUCAUAGAAAAUCAGUCGAAGAGUCUUUCAAAAAGUACCUAGUUAAGACACAAUUUUUUUAUUAAGUACCAGAUUUUUUGACGUUGGCUAAACUUGGUGUCACGAAUGCGUUUGCAUGUCACAGGCUGAAUUCAGCGGGACUGUAUUUUAAUUUAUUUUCAUUGAUUUAAAAAACAAUAAGAUGUUGUCAGACAAAUAAAUACACCACGCCACUAUGCCCGAGGCCUUCUCGGUAGCCAUGCUUUCGUGGAUGAGCUGGCACAACUAACUGAUUUGUGUACAAAGCUGUUAACGUUCUUUAUCUUCCAUUUGUGUUUAGCCAGCUUCAGUUGGGUUUGAGAAAAGUCUUCCGAUAAAUUUUCUUGAUAUCAUUAAGCUAGACAUUUAGUUUUCUGUGAAUAGAAAGUGCUCUAACGAGAUAAGUAUUCAUGCUGAGUUAAUUCUCGUCCAUGAAUUGAGGAUAAUUAUUUCGCUCGCCCAAAAAAAUUGAAUUCUCUUUAUGGAAAUAAGUGACAACUGACUGACCUCUCGUCUUCUGCACGGGAUCUUGAAGUUAACCUGCAAAAAAAUGGGAAAUUUCGGCUAGUUGGGAACAAUCUUUACAAUGAGGUAAGUUUUAAUACUUCACUAUCUAUGCUCUGCUUAGGACUCGACAAACUUAAACGUUACCAUCAAUAAAAUUACAACGAUAUUGUCACGUUCCGCUCAAAAUUUUAAUAACUAACCGCAAAGAACAUCGCUCUCACUUUGAGCUCUUGGAAUUGAUUUUCUGAAUUCAUAAAAGGACGUUGUUAGUCUGAUUUAGGUAGAAUUAGAAAGCAUCCGAAUCAUUCCGUCUCCUUUAGGAAGAAAUGGUUUUGAAUUGAAACAAGCUUAUAAAAGGCCGGCAUAUAAAAUUCAAGAACGGAGAAACCUCAGGAGCAGCUGAUCAAUCAUUAUUCAUAUCUCCGCUGUCUCUAUCAAAAUUAAAGUGAAUAAUUCAAACUAAGUUGUGUUGUAUAUUCAAUGCCAAGGUCUAUUUUCUAAUUUUUCAUCGACUGAUUGAAAGGAAUAAUAAAGAUGUCGUGACAUGAAGCCGCCAAAAAUUUAUCCUGAUGCCUAAAAGCACACUCGAAAAUUUUCAAACGUUGCUAGGUUUUAAACUUAAUACACAUUGAUCAAAUGGCAUAGUCGCCAGCCAUUAAAUUAAUAACUUCUUUUAAAACAACUUUGUGCUCUGCAACACUGAGCCUAGAUCAUUUAUGUAGAUUAAACUAUGGAAAGCGAAAAACUAUGCGAACCAUGAAAGGAAAUGUAGAUGCAAUUUAUAGCGAGAAUACAACUGAAAUCAUUGCUAGCAGCCUCCUUUAUUUCUCCCCUUUUCGUAGCAACUGGUCUUAAUAUUUGAGUUUUGGAUAAGAAUUAUUGUUCUGGAAAUGGCUAAGUUUGGCAAUUUACUUGGUAAUAACUGGUAUUUUUUGGUGGCGUGCAGCAACUUCCAAGGGGGUGGGCGGGGGGGUGGAAAACUGCUCACCAGAGAUAAGAUAAAUCUGAAAAAAUGAUAACAAUAAUCAGUGCUCUAGAAAAGAAAUGAUAAUUUUGGUUACAUUUGUGAGUAAAGAAGAUGGUCCCUUUUCCAGAAUCUUGAUUUAACUAAGAUGACUGGCCUUACUAACCAAUUGCAAAUAUUGCCAUGGAAAUUCUCCCACAAGAAAAUCUGAAAUUGCUUGAAACGUGUUUCUCAACAAUAUAAAUAAGACGGUGUUCUUCACUCGAACAAUAGGACAAACAGACAAAUGAAAGGCUUUCAGCUUCAGUUGAUUCGUGACAAUUGUAAUUCACCUUGUAGUUACACCCCCUAAGUGAAUCGGCGCCAAUUGUUCAUAUCAUGUAAACCAAGUUAUAUAUGUUUGAGCUCAUAAAAUGGGUUUUCUUGGACAAAGUCUAAAAUAUGAGUCUGAAGGUUGAUCGUGUGAUAAUACUUUCACCCAAAAAUUCGAGGUGAGUGAAUGCAACAUCAUAUAGCAGAAAACAGAUGUCGUUAGGAAAGUUGUGCCCGUGUUUCGCUCUAUUGAUUGGUAAGCGAUGACACAUAGCAUUUCUGUUAUAGUACACACCAUGUAUUUGAUUGAACCACAUGUGCAUUACAGUAUAUGGGGAUGAAACUCAACAGAAUGUUCUGUUAAGUCGAUAAAUAUCCCAGUUAUACGGUCAAAACUUAGCACACACUUUUAAAACAAUUAAAUGCAUUUCAAACCAUUAAUAUUCACAGUUAACAUAGUCAUCCGGUCAUGCCGAUCGAUUCCCAUGAUGAACGCAUUCUUUAAGAUGACACUGCACAUUUCGAGACAAAGGGGGGAACUUCACGUAGAUUUAGUAUGUGAGGCCUGGUGAGUCUGAAAGCUCAAGGCUUUCCUUGGCCACGUUCAGAAGUAUUUUACAUCCCCGUUUCAGCCUUGGCUGAAAACAUUGGGCUACCUCCUGAAGCUCGUUCAAAAGUCAAAGCCGAAGCUUUGACGUAAGCAGUUUUAAUCUUGAGAGCACUACGUUAUGGGAACCAGUGGACUCAACAGUCUCAGGGGUAACUCUUACCAGUGAUGAAGAUACGUCUCUGUGAAAAUUAGUCGACACCAAACCUCUCAGAUGUAAAUACUGAACCCCAGAGCAAAAUCCACCCCUCACAAUGACAAAUAUCUACAUGUAGAUCGCCUCAGAAAGCAAACAUACUAGUUCAUUCAGUCCUAACUCACCCCAGUAGCUCAAAAAUGUGGGUUUAGGCGAAUUGAAGGAGAUUCGGUUUAGAUUUCAGGUAAAGGCUAUGGAUAACAACAAAAGUCAUACAAUAGAUGAGAUUUCAAGUUCUCUUUUGGUGUUCCUAAGCUUUUUUAAAUUACUACCCGAUCUUGUACUCUUUCGAAAUUUUCACCGACAUGAGGCGAGCAUUGGCGUGCUGGGUUCCCUCAUUAAAUAUUACUAUUAUCAUUACAUUCUAACAUGAUAACCGGGUAAAAUACCGCACCUCACUUUACAACAAUUCAGUCUCCCUGUUUUAUCGUGAACGAAGGAAAGCUUAAAGUCAAUUUUAAGGUUUGUGAGGAUGUUAAUUCUGUUAACUAAAUACAUCACGAAAUGGAAAGCAACCAUGCAUGAUUGAUGACCAGCUCGCAAGAUUGGAUUUGCCUUCUGUAUGUACUAUUGUUGCAUCGAAUUUUCUUAAAUUCUGUAAUUUUAGAAUACUUGAUAAUGCGUAGUUGUAUGUUAUUGAUAAAAUCGGGGUGAGCACUUAUAUAUUUUGGUUCACUUGGCUAGAGUGCAGACUUUAUGCAAAACACGAGCUCGAUUUCGCCUUCAAAUAUUCAAAUGAUCCUUGUCACUUAGAGUGUUUCCGAUCAUUUAAGAAUGGCUCGACGCUUACAGUGGACACACUAAAAUGAACCUAGAAAAUUCGGUACAUUACCGCUGCUUGAGGCUAUUUAAUAAUAUGAAAUGUGCUGCGGCCAUCGUUAUUGUUAGAAGUAAAAUUCUAACACUCGUUGUCCUGUUGUUUCUUUCUUUAUUCUCUCUUACUACAAGUUAAUAGAACGAGAAUUAGCUCAAAAAUCUCUCAAGGAAAGUGUGGGUCACCGCUAAUUAAGGUGACGCUUACUGAGCUGUCGAUCUCUAACCUUCGUCGUGCUUUUACACUUAACUAGCGAAUCACGCUAAGCUACGCAGAGCUGAGUUCGCAUACUAAGUAGAUACCUUCGUGAUGUUUACGCUUUACAAAAUGACUUUCUACCUUAAAUUUCUUAGUCUUACGGUUAAGUUCGGGCCAUUCAAAAACAUUAUAUUAAAAAUUUUUUUAUAAAGAUAUUAAAUUAUAAUAAACUUACUAACAGAAAUAAAAUUCCUACUUGAAAAGAUAUCUUUAGAGAAAAUAGUCCUCGAAGACUGUUACAUAACAGCAGAAUAAACAGAAAAUUCGGAGGAGAGAGGGCGUACCCAAGGUACUGCCUUUAAAAGAGCUACGUGUUAUUCGUAUAAAUUACCCGAUUAUAAAUUCAGUGCGGAAGAUGAAAAGUACUACGUUUCCACCUUAAGUCACCUCUAUGAAAAACUCCUGAGGGGUGUCGAACGUGCUAAAUUAAAAUUUAAGAACUAUUUUCCUGAUCGGGAAUUUGACAUGGAUUUAGCCUAAAAACGAGAAUAUUAAAGAGGUAAAGGUAUAAAGGAGGGUUACUUCCAGGAAAUUCCUGUACGAGAUCAAUUUUUAUAAGGUAGAGUCAUUUUCUUAGUAAUUAAUCAUCUUUUAGCAACAUAGUGGAAAUAUACCGAUAUCUAGCCGCAAAUCGCAGUUUACGCAAAAAAAUCUGUCUCCAUGUCAAAUUCACGAUCAUAAUAAGGAAAAAGUAACCAAACUCUACCUGUAAGAUAAGAUCGCCUUAAGGAAUAAGAAAUGAUCAAAUGGCUUAUUAUAAUGUUUACUGAAUGGCUUAUGCAAAUAUAUUAUUUCCAUUCAUUUUCCAACACCAGUAUAGGAAACCCUUACAUUGUUUUUAGAUUAUAUAUAUUUCUAUUUUUAUCGUUUAACAUUAUCAAUUAAUACAGCUGAAUAAGUAAACCAAAACAUCCUGUUUUCGUCUGGUUCAGAUUCUGCUUUUUCUUUUCCAGCAACAGAUCGUACGUACGCUACACAGGGCUUCUCUUCUUUUUUCAUAUAUUCUAUUAUUAUGCAAAAAGUGACUCAGCAAUUGCUAUUGUGAUUAGCAUUAAAGUCCUGAGACAAUUCUGAGUGCUACCUCAGCGUCAUUAAAACAGCAACAGCAAAAUUGAUAUAACCUUUAUAUCCGUUGAAUUGACAUCACUCUUACAUUAUAUCAUGCACAAUUGUGGUCGUAAAAAGAUAAAAAUAACCUUCUAGGUAGGUGUCAGAGAAUUGUUACAAUACAAUACCUGUAGACUCUGUGAUUUAAGGAUUUAAUCUUCUUUAAAAAUUUGCAACAGGAUUUCUAACUGACUUUAUUUUCUUCCAUAGAUGAUCUGUAAAAAGUUACUCGACAACCUUAUUCGCAAAAAGCCGCGUGAAGCAUGGCUCCCAGAAAUUCCCCUGAGAAGAUGCUUGACAGCCAUAGACCUCAUCUCCUUAGGUGUUGGAACAACAGUCGGCACUGGCCUAUAUGUGAUCAUUGGUGAGCUUGCUCGGUCUGUCGCUGGUCCUUCAGUUAUUCUCUCUCUCCUCCUGGCCUCCAGCGCUGCGUUUUUGUGCGCCCUUUCAUUCGCUGAAUAUGGUAGCCGUUUUCCUGAUGCUGGAUCUUCAUAUCAUUACACUUAUGCCACCCUCGGUGAAAUAUCUGCGUUCAUUGUUGGCUGGAAUGUUGCUCUGGAGUUUUUAAUCGCGGGAGCCAGUCUUGCACGAACUUGCAGCAGAUUCAUAGAUUAUGCUUCUAACGGACAGGUGUUCCUCUUCUUAUCAAAUCAUUUUUCAAAUUACUGGAGCAUUCCCGGGGAAGAGCCCUUUCCAGAUCUGCUGGCAGCUGCCUUAGUAGUCGCAGUAAUGGUUAUUUUGUGUUUGGGAGCUCGCACCUCCACAAAUUUUCACAAUUUAGUGACAGUCAUAAACUUAGGAUUUAUUCUCUUUAUAAUUGUUUUCGGAUUCUUCUUCGUAAACUUAAAACACUGGAAAGACAAUUUCAUCCCUUACGGCGUCUCAGGUGUACUGGAAGGUGCAGCGGGGGCUUUCUUCGCCUUCUCCGGAUUCGACAUUGUCGCAGAGGCCGCUGAAGAAGCGGUAGACCCUGAGAAAAAUCUCCCCAAGUCAUUCUUUAUCACCAUCCUACUCAGUACGUUGGCCUAUAUAAGUGUAGCUUCAGUACUCACUCUCAUGGUACCUUAUUAUGACUUAGAUGAGUACGCACCAUUGGCAGAGGCCUUCGGGCGUAAGACCUUUCCUGGUGCUAUGUACAUCGUAGUGUGCGGAGGUAUCUCUGCUACUGUCAGUGCAUUACUCUGUGCAGUUUAUUCCACUUCAAGAAUUUUUUACUCCAUGUCUGUUGACGGGCUGUUGUUCAGAUGGUUUUCCAAAGUGCAUAGCAAAACCCAGGUACCCUACAGAGCUACACUAAUUUCUGGUAUCAUCACCGCCUUGAUAGCACUCCUGUUUGACGUAAAUCAAAUGGUGAGAUAAAACCCCGUUUUCUAAUUUCUUGUCUUAAAAAGUAAAAAAAAAAUGGCGCAGCAGGGUGAAAUUAACUUUAAAUCAAAGGUCAAUUUACGUUGAUGAAAGACCGCUGGUAAAGUACAGGCACGGCCCAUAAUGCAGCGAAAACAUGGCAGUUACGAAAGAUCUAUAAAUGAGAUUGCAUGUGGCGGAACAAGAGAACUGUUCGUUUUUCUUUACAUUUCCUACCGGGUCUCUGAAAAAAAAAAUGGCGAUGUCCGUAAGACUGAAGCCCUGGAGGCAAUUUAAAGACCUUUUUUUUCGUAAAUCAAAUCUUAAUAUUGGAGACAGAGGCAAUUUUGAGUCACCAAAGACUGCCUAUACCUCCGGACCCUCUUUGAUUGGUAUAAAUAAAUCCGCUCUCUGCUUAAAAUGUUCCCUCUUCAAAGUUCAUUUUUCAAUUUGACUGUAUUGAUUUUGAUAAUCAGCAUAUGUCAAUUUGCAUUAUCAGGUGCAACUCCUUUCUAUUGGAACCUUGGUGGCUUACACAAAAGUUAGCAUCUCUGUUCUUGUCAGUCGCUUUCAGUCUGGAGUACAAAGUGUUCCUGAAAAUGAUGAAGGAAAUACAAACAUAACUCAGUGGCUUCAUAAAAUGUUCUCCAAGGCUAAAGGGAAAGAAAGUGAUCCAUCAAGCAUUGCAUAUCAGCGAGUACCAGAUGAGGAAGAUACGUCCAGUCUUCCAGCAGCUCCCGGGGCUGAAGUCACUGAAGCAACAACAUUUCGUGCAGAACUAGCUGUAUUUUUCCUUGUGAUUUUUUUGGCAGCAUUGGCUUUGAUUUUAAGCAAUUUUUAUCAAGACGUGUUCAUAAAAGGUGAAUGGUGGGCUAUAUUUCUCGUCACUCUGUUUUCAGGAGCAAUUGUCUUUCAACUUUUUGUUAUCCAGCUUCAGCCAAGGAACUGUGCGACGUUUCCGUUUAUGGUUCCUGGUGUUCCUUAUAUUUCAGCAUUAACCAUUUUCAUCAAUGCUCUGUUGAUGGCAAAUCUUCAAUGGAUGACCUAUGUUCGCUUUGGCGUUUGGAUGAUAUUAGGUGCGUGUCCACGCAGUCUCUCAAGAGAGUCAGUCGGUCAGAAGAUUUACAUCAGUAAGUCAGUUAGGCAGUCAGUAUUUCACUCAGUCAGUCGUUCACUCAGUCCUUCAGUCGGUCAUUCAGUCCUUCCCUCAGUCAGACAGUGAAUCAAUCAGUCAGAGAGUAUAUCAGUCGAUCAGUCCUCCAAUCAGUCCGUCAGUCAGUGGGAUGUUCGGUUUCUAAGUCAGUCAAAUGAAUAAAGGGAGUGAGUUUCUAAAGAAACUGUAGUGCUGUGUCGGUGGGAGAGUAUAACAGGGCAAUUUAGUUUUAUCAAAUGAGUUUUUACCGUAAUUUGGCCACUGCAAAAAAGUUUCAGAGCUGACAUUUCGAGCGUUAGCCCUCCGUCAGAGCGAAUAGAGGAUUUUUGGGUUGUGUGUGUUGGUAUAUGCAGAAAUGGAGCUGCGUUAUUGGUAGGAACAUGGUUCAACGAUUGCUUAGUGAUAGCAAACGUACCUUAAACUCUUCACAAUUUUCCCUGUGGAGGUUUCCUUAGCCUAAUCUUACCUCCAUAAACUUCUUAUUGUUUUUCAUACAGGUUUUGUCAUCUACUUAUUUUAUGGAUAUCGGCAUAGCACAGAAGCACUGCAACCAGUCGUCAAGGAGAUAGAUGAUUUAACAUUAGAGAUUCCAGAUGUCGGACGAGAGAUAACAAGGCCUCAACCAGUCGUCAAGGAGAUAGAUGAUAAAAAAUUAGAGAUUCCAGAUGUCGGACCAGAGAUAACAAAGCCUCAACCAGUCGUCAAGGAGAUAGAUGAUAAAACGUUAGAGAUUCCAGAAGUCGGACGAGAGAUAACAAGGCCUCAACCAGUCGUCAAGGAGAUAGAUGAUAAAAAAUUAGAGAUUCCAAAGAUCGGACCAGAGGUAACAAAGCCUCAACCAGUCGUCAAGGAGAUAGAUGAUAAAAAAUUAGAGAUUCCAAAGAUCGGACCAGAGGUAACAAAGCCUCAACCAGUCGUCAAGGAGAUAGAUGAUAAAACGUUAGAGAUUCCAGAAGUCGGACGAAAGAUCACAAAGCCUCAACGACCGUGA
Pocillopora meandrina is the source of this 20936-nucleotide messenger RNA. The record is from the annotation of a GenBank genome assembly. Lineage: Eukaryota; Metazoa; Cnidaria; Anthozoa; Scleractinia; Pocilloporidae.